Molecule: messenger RNA, 1819 nt
Organism: Ruditapes philippinarum (Manila clam)
Lineage: Eukaryota; Metazoa; Mollusca; Bivalvia; Venerida; Veneridae
Exons: 2
Coding region: 98-1819 (573 amino acids)
Biological process (GO): positive regulation of DNA-templated transcription
Cellular component (GO): chromatin; nucleoplasm
Molecular function (GO): ubiquitin-protein transferase activity; zinc ion binding
Source: RefSeq, a predicted model, not a curated record
AUUUUUAACCUUACAGCAGGGUAUAUAUAAUUAAAAUAACGCUGAAAUACUAGUUAGAGUAGGACAUACAAGUAGAAUAAUAUAUGUCGAUAAAGGAAUGGCCGUAUCAGGACGUAAACAAGUAGACCUGCUAGGAUCAGUAGCAGCAGGAUCAGCAGAGGAUUUCGAUCACUGUUGUGAGCCAUGUCUUACCACAGGGCAACGCGUAGAAGCUCACGGGUUUUGUGUCACUUGCCAAGAAUACCUCUGUAAAACUUGCCACGACUGCCACAGAAAAACAAAAGUCUUACGAAAUCAUCAAAUUCUGCAGCGUAAUGAUUUUAAUAAGAUUCAAACUACAAGGAAAUCAAACAAUGAAUGCACUGAAAUGUGCCACGUUCACAAGAAAGAAAUAAUCAAAUUUUAUUGCCCUUCACACCAUGCAUUCGGAUGCAAUGACUGCAUAACCUUAGGCCAUAGAACAUGUAAAGUUGAUUACAUACCUGAAAAAUGCGAAGGUGUCGCAGAUGGGAAGGAAUUCGAUGACGUCAUGCAGAAACUGGGAGAUAAAUUAAAAGAAGCAUCAGAAAUUUCGAAGAAGGCUAAAAGCAAGGGAAGCAACAUAAAUGAUUACAAUAAAGAAAUCAUCAAGGCGAUCAUUGAAUUCCGAAAAGAAAUAAACGACCGCCUAGAUACGAUGCAAAAAGAUGUUUUAAAUAAUGCUGAGGAAAUAAAGUCAAACAACAACAAAAUUAUUCAGCAUGUCCAUGAUAAAUGUGAAAAGACGAUUUCCAGUAUUAAAUGCUUGCAAUCAAGUCUACAUGCAAGCAAAUCAAAUCAUCAAGACGGUCAACUCUACAUUGACAUGAAACGGGCUGAAUCUACGCUGAAAUCAGAUGAAUUAAAUGAAGUAAAAGAAACAUUAAUGCAUGCCAAUGUGCGCUACUCAUUUCAACGAAAUGCUGAACUCGAAACAUUGUUCUGUAAGAAAAUGGUCUUCGGUGAGAUUGUCGAUCAUUCUUGUAAUGAAUCUACAAAAGUGACAAAAGCUGUUGAUCAUCUGAUUGGGAAAGAAAAUAUCAAUGUUACAACUUCAUCAGAUAAGACGGUAAGUGGUAUCACAGGAUGUGCAGUACUCAACACAAAUAAACUUGUUCUAGCUGAUAACUACAACGAUAAGGUAAAAUUGAUAUGUAUAAUAGAGAACAUACUUGUAGAAGAGAAAACUCUAGACUCAGCGCCAUGGGAUAUUGCUGUUAUGUCUCAGGAUCAGUUCGCAGUAACAAUGCCGUAUACAGGUAAAAUAAUUGUCAUGACAACACACGAUAUGCUAUCAUGUGGCCGCAGUAUAAAUGUGGAUAGGGAGUGCUAUGGUAUAAACUUUAAUCAAGACUGUCUUUAUGUUGCUUGUUUGUCUCCUCCUGGUGUGAUUGUACUGAAUACACAAGGUGAUAUCCUCAAUAAAAUCCCUCUGAACUUUCUUUCACCUGACUUCAUCCCGAAUAUUGCCGUGAGAAAGGAUUCCAAACUUCUGUAUAUCAGUGAAAAUUGUAACGACAGUAUAACGAGUGUAUCAUUACAAGGGGAAGUAACAGCUACAUAUAAGCAUACAGAUCUUAGUGGACCACGUGGAAUGUUGAUGUUAGAUGACGGGUCAUUACUUGUCUGCUGUUUUAAUAAUGGAACGAUUCAUAAAGUUAACGGAGACUUGAAGCAAGGGAAGAUAAUGCAUGAAGAUAAAACAAGUCUGCAAUCCAUAUGCUACAGUUCACGCUAUAAUGAGGUUUAUGUUGGUUGUGACAAUAAGGAUAACAAGUUGAAAGUAUUUGACACACAAUGA